AUGCAGCGCCUUGCGUUCUCCGCCUCGACCCAGCACCGCGCCUUGGGUGAUGGUCGCUCUUCUUUCAGCCAAGAUGGCACCUCAGUCGACGGGAGCUAUGUUGAUGGGACCUCCCGAUCUGUGCGCAACGGGCGCUCGGGUUCUGGAGGCAGCAUGUCCACAGCUCCCCGCGGAGCAUCAUCACUGGCUCCGUCUUUCGGCGGGCCAGGCGGCUUCAGCUCGGAGCUCAAGAGCAUGAGUUCCCGCAACGUAACACCCCGUCCUGACGGCACCUUCACGAGGCGAGCGAGCAGAUCAAUCGGCGAAGACGAUCUCCCCACAACCGAGGAACGCCAGGCUUUUCUACGAGAUAAGAUUGCGAAGGAGAUCAAGAUCAAGACUGGGACGGAAAACAUGCUAGAGGCAUUAUACGCGAAACCCCCCAAACAGACCAAGGAACAGCGCCUGAAAGUGGAAUCAGAGUUGAGCUCAUCCAAUCGAAAACUGGCUGAGCUUCAACAUAAGCUUGAGGAGGAGCUCUUACGUGCGCAGGCGCCGUCUUCCACCCCCCCGCGCAGUCGCCUUUCGAGCCUUUUUCGAGGGAGUCCUAUGCGUUCGCCUUCACGAAACCACAUUAAUAAUGUGCCAGGGGACGAGGGUGAAGGAAAUGGUGCAGAAGGAGAUAUGGAAUCCCCAACCUACGUCCUCUCGGAAACCCUUCAAGCCUUGGAGAUUGAGGGAAUGGCACCCGAUUUCUAUGUUGACCAUGCAAACAGCUUGGUCGAGCUGUUCAAACGGUACGGCACACUGAAAUAUGAUCUCGCGUGGCCUGUAUUUGGGCUUCGUGUCCAAGUCAUGCUUCUCAGCGACAGCAAAGAACUGGUAGCUGCUGGGUACCGGUUGACUCGUUACGCAAUUGCCGAUCGAAAGUCACUACAAACAAUCAGAGCACUACACACCGAUGAACUUGUGAUAUUGUCACUUGUCAAAGAGAGCAAAGUCAGUAUUGAGAGAGAGCAAGCUUUGAAGUUUGUGAGGGCAUUUCUUGAUGUGAAAGAUGGCGUGAAGGAGAUAUCUCGUGCCAUUGUGAGAACGAUCGUUUCGAUCGCUGAGCAUCACGAAGACCGUUUGCGUAACAUAUCUAUAAUGACCCUCGCGGAGAUGUUGGUCAAAGAUCCAGAGCUUGUAGCUUCUGCUGGUGGAUUUGCUGCUUUGCAUGACGCUCUCUCUGAAGGUACAUUUGGUGCCUCCGAGAGUUUGAUUUCAAGUUUCUUGCACGUUCUUGAUACCCCAUGCAGCCGAAAGUAUUUACAAGGCUGUGAACUGGAAGCUGUUCUGGCGCCAUACACCGACUCGUUGGCGGACUCAUUACGCAAUGGUCGGUUAAAAUCUGCCGCCCGAGCAAUAUCGGCAAUGCUCAAGACUUGGCCAGGUCUGGUAAUCCUUGCUAGGCACGAUGCAAAGCCGUUGCGUUCUCUACUAGAGUCUCUCCAAUACCCAGAUCCCCAAGCUCGUGAUCUCAUCAUGGAGCUCUUGUUUGACGCACUACGAAUAAAGCCACCCUCCUGGUCGUCUUCUUUCCUUGCGGGCAGGAGACUGACCACUUAUGGCCGCGUGUCGAAUCUACGAUCUGAUGCCGAACAAAAAUACCCACGUACCUUCUCAGACAGCGCCUCCAACAAGUUUGACUUGACGGCCCAUUUCUCUACUCUCAUUCUGGCAGCCUUAGUUGCAGCUGGCUUACCAAAGGCCCUAUCGGAUCUUAUCGAAGACGAAACAGAUUUGUCACUCAGGCGUAAAGCCACCCUUCUUCUCACCGAAGUCUUGAAACUGGCCCACCAUUCACUCCCUGCAACCGUCAGUGCAAACUUGCAGGUACUCCCACACCUCCUCCCACCCGCCAUAAAAUUCGACACCGAGAACCACGACGUUUCAACUUCUACCAUCUUUCAAAUUGAGAGUAUUAAUCGCACAUUGGCACGCUCCGUAGCUGUCCCAAAUGGAGUUGGCCGAUAUAACGUGGACACUGACAUAUCAGCUUCUUUGUUGCCAGUCGAGCAAGGCAAAGAUAAGCUGAGUCCUUCCAUGGAUGAGACACAGUUCCGCAACGCGAUUUUGGAGACACAUGUCUUAAAUACCGUCAACUAUAUGAAAUGGAAAUGGGAUUUGAUUCACCGUCUUGUCGAGGGACCACUCACCAAUCCCAAGAGGAUGGAUGAAGCCAUCAAGGGCUCGAAAUUCAUAAAACGACUCAUUGGAUUCUACCGACCUUUUAAAUAUCGCUUUUCAAUGGCCUCAAACUCGAAACCGAAUCAGCGCUAUGUCAGGACCGGGUGCGCUCUGAUGCGCACUCUUGUUCAGACCCCGGAAGGUACCAAAUAUCUUGCCGAGAACAAAUUUCUCCGGCAAGUUGCCGAAUGUCUGGCACAGUUGGACCGUAUGAGUGGAUUGACAUCUGCCUCUCCAUUGUUCUCGCGAGAGCAAAUGACAGACACUUUGAGCGGUGGCUAUUUCGCAAUGCUGGGGACAUUGAGUGCUGAUGCGAAUGGGCUUCUGAUGAUGGAACGAUGGCACAUGUUGAACAUGUUUUAUCAUAUCAUUGAAUUGCGAGAUCGAAAUGAUCUAAUUCAGACUCUCCUGGGGAAUAUGGAUUACAGCCGGGAAAGCCAUCUCAGAGUGAUGCUUUCCAAAGCACUUACCAUUGGUUCCAAAGAAAUCCGUAUCUUUGCAACCAAACUUCUCCGAAAAUAUGCGGUCGGAGAUGCUAUAAUAACACCCCACGUUGCCAUUGGAAAUGCAGAGUGGGUGGUGAAACUUCUCGUGACUCAACUUUACGACCCAGAUGUUACUGUCUGCCAGGUUGCCGUGAAGAUCCUUGAAGAGGCGUGCAACCAACGAGACUAUCUCGAGUUCGUGGUCAAAUGCCGCCCUUCUCUUGAUCACUUGGGUGAGAUCGGUGCACCGCUCCUCUUACGCUUCCUAUCAACCUCAGUCGGCUACCAUUAUCUUGAUGGCCUAGAUUAUAUAACACAAGAGAUGGAUGACUGGUUCCUCGGUCGGAAUGACUCUUACGUUGGACUCGUGGAAGCAGCUCUGUCGAGAGCCUAUGUGGACCAACCACGACGCAAUAGCUAUGCACCAGAGGAUCUGGUGGAUAUGCAGGAUAUCGGAGUGGUUCCACCUCACUUCUAUCGCGAGCUCGCACGGACUGCAGAAGGCUGUAAGCUGCUGGAGCAGUCUGGGCAUUUCAAUGAGUUUGCGUGGACAAUCCGCGACUUCAGCUUGGACGAUGAAGACCAUGAGUCUCUCCUCAAAGUGAAAGGAUGUCUAUGGGCGGUGGGCAAUGUCGGCUCUAUGGAGCUUGGCGCCCGAUUCCUCGAAGCUGAAAUCGUUCAGCAGAUUAUAGAGAUUGCGGAGGGUGCUGGUGUUCUGACCAUGCGAGGUACUGCUUUCUUCGUCAUUGGCUUGAUAUCCCGCAGUCGGCAUGGACUGAAGGUACUUCGUCGACUGGGUUGGGAUUCAGCUGUCGACCAAGAGCAUGACUCACUUGGCCUUUGCUUGCCGACGGACUUCCGAAGGCUAUUUCUGGUUUCUUUCCCUGGAUACACCUCCCCAUCCAAGCGCAGCAUACAAGUAGCCCUUCAGGAGGCUACCACCGACCCCGACCCCACCAACCAGAAAAUCCUCAAGCAUAUUGUGGAUAUGGGUAAUACCGUCCUAUCCAAGCGAUCCGCAUCGGAACUGCACAAGAUCAAAUCCAAGCAGCCCGAACGAUUCCACCAGGUUCACCUUUUCCGAAAGGCUUUGUGCAUUUUAGAAAGCCAUCACUUCCGACUACCAUCCCGAAGGUUCGCUCUCGACCUCUUCGAUAAGAGCGUCAUGAGGCGUAUCGUCCUUGAAGAAGACUCCGAGGCCAACGCCAUGGAGCAAACUGGCACAUCCUCCCCGCAGGCCCCGCACUCAGCCGAGGCUGAACCCGCGACCGUGGAGAGUUCCAACACAUCGAGUACAGACAUCUCCAGCUCCGAAGAACAUAGCUCUUCUGAACUAGAACUCCCCCCUCACAUUAUCAUAAGACUUAUCCUAUGCCAGCACUGCUCUAACCCACUACGCAACCCAUGCCGAUUACCAUGCGGUAAUACUGUAUGUCGGGAAUGUCUGCCGGCUUCGCGGCCGCGCACGGGUAUUACAUACCCCAUUGCGCAGGGUAGAGAAGAAGGCUUUACAUGUUACUGGGAAGGCAAAAAUGGCUGCGUAGGCGAGCAUUGUGUUGAAGAUUGCGGCACUGACGUUGUGCUUUGCUUCGUGGCUGGGAUCUUUCAUGAGGAGCUCACGCGAAUGACGCCGGAUAUUAGGGAGCCGGGCCCACGCCAUGAUGAUAAUGGUCGGGUUGUUCGCUGGGGCGGAAGCCAACAAGACAAACCACACAGCCUUAAAAUAAGUGGACCAGGAUGGUUACAUGGGAUUUAUCAAUCUACAUCCGAAGGUCAAUUCCCCUAUGAUGCCAGAGACGUCUAUUAUGAAGAUGCCAACCUAGCAGAUGAGAGCUUAAAGCCAGAAACCUUGUCGCAAGACGAUCGGCUCUGUUUCAAAAACCUCAGAGAAAGGCUUCGCGCAGAGCUGGAUUGCCAAUCUGAACCGAUUAAUGCGACUCUUUCAAGUCUCAUAGACAAUCUUUUUGCCGAUCAAAUUAUAGCUCGACGAGACGCCGUCGCGCAAGAUGAAUUGGGCGGGAUGCACGACAAGAAAUUACCCCUUUUCGUCUGCACGUUAUCAUUCCCAACAAUGCCAACAUUUUUACAUAUUUUCGAGCCUCGAUAUAGGCUCAUGGUACGACGAGUCGUCGAAAACGGCGAUGGCAAGUUUGGAAUGGUCAUGUAUAAUCGUCGAGGCCGACCGCAAGGUGGCGACAUCGGCAGUGUUCCAUUCAUGCAGUAUGGCACUUUAUUAAUGGUUGAGCGCUAUGAGCUACUUCCAGAUGGAAGAAGUCUAGUAAUUGCCACGGGAGUCUCACGCUUCAAAGUACUUGAAGCCGGCAUGCUCGAUGGGUACCAUAUUGCCAGAACAGAGCGAGUAGAUGACAUCUCUCUAGCUGAAGAGGAAAGGCUCGAGGCAUUGGAGACAGUGAUUAACGCGGUCCCAGAUUUACUGCCCGACGAAAAUCUCACGCAAGCACCCUUAGAUUCAAUUUCGACUCAGGACCUCAUGCUUUUAACGAGAGAAUUUAUUCGCAAGCAGCGGCAGUCGGGUGCACCGUGGCUUCAUCCGCGUGUGAUGUUGGCGUAUGGACCUGUUCCGACGGAUGCGGCCCGUUUCCCAUGGUGGUUUGCUAGUAUUCUACCGAUCGCUGAAGAAGAGAAAUAUCCCAUUUUGUCAGCCGUGAGUGUUAGAGAGCGACUUAAAAUCUGCGCCCGGUGGGCGAGAGAACUCGAAGCCCGCGAUUGGUAA
Molecule: messenger RNA, 5427 nt
Organism: Penicillium angulare
Lineage: Eukaryota; Fungi; Ascomycota; Eurotiomycetes; Eurotiales; Aspergillaceae
Product: putative cytosolic regulator Pianissimo
Exons: 7
Coding region: 1-5427 (1808 amino acids)
Biological process (GO): TORC2 signaling
Cellular component (GO): TORC2 complex
Source: RefSeq, a predicted model, not a curated record